AUGUUGCAACAGAUUGGAGGAGAUCGUUUAUUUUAUAUAUCACAGGCUAUACAACAAUCAGAUCGGUUACCACUGAUUAUUGUCUUUUUAACCAAUAUGUUGGAUAACCUUCUAUUAACAGCAGUAGUUCCAAUAAUUCCUGAUUAUUUGUUAAAUAUGGAUAAGGUCGAGUGGGAGACUGACAACAACACGUUCAAUUUAAACCAAUCAGACAGUUCGAAUGAAUUUAUGAACCAAUCAGAACCAUCAAUGACAGAAAAGAUUCUACUAUUAUCUGUUAAUAUUAUGAAUGAGAAUAGUAAAGUUGGUUGGUUAUUAUCGUCUAAAGCCAUAGUACAGUUAAUAGCUAAUCCGUUUAUAAGUCCAUUAGCUAGUAGAUUUGGAUAUUCUGUUGUUUUAUUCAGUGGUACUUGUGUUAUUUUUAUAUCAUCUAUGGGAAUGAGUAUAGUGGCUCAGAGAUAUCCUGAUGAUAAGAGUAGGAGUAGAGCUAUGGGUGUGGCUAUGGGAGGCUCUGCCACUGGGGUAUUAGUGGGUUAUCCUUUUGGUGGAUUCAUGUACACUUUUGUAGGAAAGAUGGCCCCGUUUUGCAUUAUAGCCGUGUUGAUAUUAUUUGAUCUAGGUAAGCAUCAAAACAAGACUACCUCGUUGUUGAAGUUACUUCGGGAUCCUUAUAUAGCAGUUAUUGCAGGUGCAAUAAUGUUAACAACAAUGGCAAUGGCAGUGAUAGAACCAACAGUUCCAUUAUGGAUCAUGCAAACCAUGGAAGUACAGAAAUGGCAGCUAGGUCUAGUUUUCUUACCAGAUAGUAUCGGUUAUUUGAUUGGUACAAACUGUUUCGGUGUGACGGCUAGGAACGUUGGAAGAUGGCUGUGUACCGUGGGAUGUAUGACAAUGAUUAGCCUCUGUUUGAUAUGUUUACCUUUUGCCACCCAGUUACCACAGUUAGUUUUACCUCAUCUUGGUUUAGGAUUAGGACUAGGUGCAACUGAUGCAGCUUUAAUGCCUCUCUUGGCUCUACUGGUUGAUAUUCGACACGAAGCCUUUUAUGGUAGUGUUUAUGCCAUAGCCCAACUGGCAGUUUGUCUGGCUUAUUCUGUAGGGCCAUCAUUAGCUGGGCAAUUAGUAAAAUCAAUUGGCUUCCCAUGGUUGAUUCGUGGAUUAGGAAUAUUAAAUCUACUUUUCACACCAUUUUGUCUUCUCCUCCGAAAAGUUUCCACACCUGACGAAAAUACGAUUAUUAUUUCUGGAGAGAAUAAGGAAGCUGGAAAACACGAGCUUGAUGAUGCAACAAACGGUUCCUUCGCAUACGGCCGACUACACGAGGAGGAUUAG
Molecule: messenger RNA, 1332 nt
Organism: Patella vulgata (common limpet)
Lineage: Eukaryota; Metazoa; Mollusca; Gastropoda; Patellidae
Product: synaptic vesicular amine transporter
Exons: 14
Coding region: 1-1332 (443 amino acids)
Biological process (GO): transmembrane transport; aminergic neurotransmitter loading into synaptic vesicle
Cellular component (GO): synaptic vesicle membrane; terminal bouton
Molecular function (GO): serotonin:sodium:chloride symporter activity
Source: RefSeq, a predicted model, not a curated record